This is a messenger RNA of Ictalurus punctatus (channel catfish), 4174 nucleotides long. RefSeq names its product claudin-10 (gene cldn10c). NCBI's taxonomy places the organism in Eukaryota, Metazoa, Chordata, Actinopteri, Siluriformes, Ictaluridae. Gene Ontology annotation, cellular component: bicellular tight junction; plasma membrane. The record is from RefSeq and is a predicted model, not a curated record. Gene Ontology annotation, molecular function: structural molecule activity. Bases 160 to 918 code for a protein of 252 amino acids. The transcript has 5 exons. Gene Ontology annotation, biological process: cell adhesion; bicellular tight junction assembly.
UCUCUUGACAAGAAGACUAGGUGUGACAGCUUUAGACAAUCAUCUCAACAUAAGGGAGUUUUUCAGUUGAAGUUGUAGGUUGUCUCUCUUUUGCCACAAGACAAGGCCCAGAAUUAACUGUCUUCCACCUGCUAUUUUGGUAUUCAGCACAUUAAAACUAUGAAUUACAGGACAGUUGUAAUGUACACUGAGAUUGGUUCCUUUGUGACCUGUGUGGUUGGAUGGAUUUUGGUUUGUUCCACCCUGCCAAUGGAAUACUGGACAUUCUCAGAGGUCGCAUCUACAGUCAUCACUACCGAUCACUUCCAUUCCAACCUGUGGAAAGAUUGUACUACUGAUUCAACUGGAAUGGUUGACUGCAAGGAGUUUCCAACAUUACUUGGUUUGCAACCUUAUAUCCAUUUGUGUCGAGUUCUAAUUAUCAUCUCUAUAUUACUGGGACUAUUUGGAGCCAUUCUAGCCCUGGUAGGGAUGAAGUGCACCAAACUUGGAGGGUCAGAAGUUGCAAAUGCGAGAGUUACCUUUGUGGCAGGAAUUAAUUAUCUCACAUCAGGUCUUUGUUCUAUUUUUGCUUACAGCUUAUAUGGAUAUAAGGUUGUUGUGGAGUUUUUUGAUCCCAACUAUUAUGCACAAAAGUUUGAGCUUGGAGCAGCACUCUAUUUUGGGUGGAGUGGGUCUGUCCUUCUCAUUAUUGGGGGACUGAUUUACAGCAUCUUUGGAGGAAAGGAGGGCUUCCAUUUAAGCUCAACCACUAAAGAGCAACUAACAUAUUCAGCAUAUGACACACGUUCUUCUGAAGUAACAGUGCCAAACAAACAAGCAACCAAACAUCCAUCUUCAUUUCGUCCUCAGAUUGAAAGCAAGACGUCUGGGCACACCAGCAGGGUUAAAGGCUAUAAGAAGAAUGACUAUGUUUAGUUUAUUCCUGUGUUAUUUUCAUUCUGGUGAGAAAUGGUGACAAAAUUUUCAAAUGUACUUUCAAUUAAGAGCGUAUUUCUUUCCUGAGUUUAAUUUGCUUAGUAGUGAAGUUGAUAAAAAAAAAAAAUAUUGGAUAUCUUGGUAAAUAGUCAUUAAAUUGAUUUUCUGAAAGCGAAAACUAUGGCGCUGCACCAGAUCCCAAAUUAGUGAUUAAAAGCAUGCAUUUCUACUAGAGUUGUCAGAUCAUCAUAAUUUAAUCCAACUGCUCUGAAAGCAAACAAACUUACAGUUGCUAAUAGAUAUAAAUUAGUUAAUAUGUCUUAUCGCUAAUGUCUUACCAAUUCCUAUGAAGGUGCAAAUGUUUACCACUGAUGUUAGCUUUAUUGGUGUGACCUGAAGAAGUCCACAGACAUGGAAUUAAUUAAUAUACAGUGUCAUCUACUAAUAUUUACACCCUUGGUAAAUAUGAGAAAGGCUGUGAAAAAUUGUCUCUCUAUUGUUUAACCUUUUGAUCUUUUGUUAAAAAAAAUUCUCAAAAAGACUCUGCUCUCAUGGACAGCAAAUAAUUGCAAACAAAACACAGGUUUAUUAAAAUAUCUUUGUUAAAUAUAGGUGUGCAACCAUUAUUGACACCCCUAUGAAUUCGUAUGAGAAAAUUAUAAUUGAAGUUAUUCCCAUUGAUUCCCUAUUCCCAUUGAUAUUUUACAUUUUUUUUUAGUACACUUGGGUGACUAGGAACAGGAAAUUGUUCAACCAUGACUUCCUGUUUCACAGGGGUAUAAAUAUGAGGUAAAACAUAGGUCAAAUUUCCUUAGUCAUUCAUAACAAUGGCAAAGACCAAUAAAUAUAGCUGUGAUGUGCGGCAAAAUGUUGUUGAGCUUCACAAAAUGGAAGGUUGCUUUAUUGAAAUAGGCCCAGGACUUAGUUCAUUUGUGUUUCUGUUUAUACCAAGUGAUUACUUUUUUUUUUUUUUUUUUUACAUUAAAGGGUCAUAUUACCCAUUACUGAUUUUGACAAAAAAUUAUAUCUUAGCAAGUGAAGAUUAAAUUAAUUUUAUCUUAAAUAAAGGAAAGGUUAUCUAAUAUUUCUCAUUAUGAGAUUAUUAUAUAACAAAUAUAACACAAUUAAUAAUAAUUCCUUAGAUUCAUAUAGUGCUUUUCUAGGUACUCAAAGUGCUUUACAUUGUAUGGGGGGCGUCUCCUCAAGCACCAUCAGUGUGCAGCAUCCAUCUGGAUGAAGCAACGACAGCCAUAGUGCACCAGAACAGCCCACCACACACCGGCUAUUGGUGGAGCAGAGAGAGGAGUGAUAUAGCCAAUUCAAGGAUGGAGAUUAUUAGGGGGCCACACAAUUAAGCCUAUUUCUAUACAUAUUUAAUAACUUCAAGCUUAAAAUGGUCUUAUUCUAUUGGCAGAAUUUUGUUUCCUUCUAGAAAUAAAUUCAAUAUUCCCCUCCAAAAGUACUGAAACAAAAGGCUAAUUCUAUUGUUUUUGCUAUACAGUGAAAACAUUUGGCUUUGAGAUCAAAAGAUGAAUAUGAGACCAUAGAGCAUAAUUUCAGCUCUCAUUUCCUGAUAUUUACAUAUCUAGAUGCAUUAAACAACAUGAAACCUUUGGUGGCAGACCAUCUAAUUUUCUGGUGAGCAAAAGUAAAGGAACAGAUACUCUUAAAGCAAAUUAAAGUAAAUAACACGUAAUAUUUGGUUACAUAUCCCUUUGCUUGCAAUAACUGCAUCAAGCCAGUGAUCCAAUUACAUCCACAAACUAUUGCAUUCUUUGGGGUGGGGUUAUCUCUUCAAUCUCCUCUUCAGUAGCUGAAAUGCAUGUUCAAUUGGAUUAAUGUCUGGUUAAUGAUUGACUUGGCCGGUCUAAAACCUUCCACUAUUUCCCCCAUGAUGAAGCCCUUUCCUGUGUUGGCAGUAUGUUUUGGGUAAUUACUCCCAAUUAGAUUGGAUGCAUUUCUCUGUAAAUUGUCAGACAGAAUAUUUAUGUAGACUUCUGAAUUCAUUCUGCUGCUACCAUCAUGAGUUACAUCAUCAAUAAAGAUUAGUGAGCCUGUUCCAGAAGCAGCCAUGCAAGCCCAAACCAUAACAUUACCUGCAACGUGCUUGACCGAUGAGCUCAUAUGUUUUUGAUCAUAAACAGAUCCUUUCUUUCUCCACACUGUGGCCUUUCCAUCACCUUGGUAAAGGUUAAUCUUGGUUCCAGAACAUUUGUGGCUCAUCUCUGUAUUUAUUUGCAAAUUCCAAUCUGAUGAGUUGUCCUUCUAAUUCUUACUGCUGACAAGUGGUUUGCAUCUUGUGGUAUGGCCUCUAUAUUAUAAGCCGACUUUGAACAGUGGAUUGUGAGACCUACAUCCCUGCUCUGUGGACUGUUGUUUUGGAAUUUUUUUUCACAGUUCUCAUAUUGUUCCUGUCAUCAACUGCUGUUGUUUUCAUUGGCCGACCUGUUUGAUGUCUGGUUGUUAGUACACCAGUGGUUUCUUUAUUUUUCAGGACAUUCCAAAUUGUUGUAUUUGCUAUGUUCAAAAUGGCUUGCUUUUCUUCCAUAGACAGCUCUCUGUUCUUCAUGUUGGUUCAUCCUUUUUAACAACAAAUGUUGUAUUCACAGGCACAACCCAGGGCUCAAACCAAGCGUAUAUCUUCGGAGCUAUUAAGUGUACAAAAAAAAAUCUCUUACAGGGCAUACCUGGGCAACAAGAAAAACCUGUCAGUCACAUGUUCCAAUAUUUUUUUUUAUCAAUAUUUAUGAUAUAUUGCCUCAUAUUCAUCUUCUGAUCUCAAACCAGUAUAUCUUCAAAGCAAAAAGUAUUGGCCUGGCCAUUUCAAUCAUUUCAGAGGGGACUGUAUAUGAAAUAAGCAAAUUAUCUGCCAAUAGAAUAAAACAUUUUAAAAGCUUGAAAUAAGUUUUCAUAAAAAUGUAGACAUAGGCUUUAUAAUCUUAAAUUGACAUUUAUAAAACUAAUAAAAAGAAAUAUUAGUUGAAUUUGCCUACAUACAAGAUAUUUUUACUUGCUAAUAUAUCAUUUUUGCAGUGUUCAUAGUCAAAUGUUAUUACUGUGAUGCUUGUUCUUUGUGUACAUAUGCAAUAGUUGAUUUUCCUGCUUAUAAACACUUGGAGCAGGUUCUGGGUGCUGGACUCAGCCUUUAAGAGUGGAGGUGGGGAAAACCAUGACAAAUUGUCAUUUCAUACUUUUAUUACCAUUCAGUUUCUGUUUUAUUAAAAUGUCUGCAAUAAAUGUAGAAAUGGAUACACCA